Geodia barretti is the source of this 327-nucleotide messenger RNA. The record is from the annotation of a GenBank genome assembly. Lineage: Eukaryota; Metazoa; Porifera; Demospongiae; Tetractinellida; Geodiidae.
AUGAAAUCCUCUCUGCUUAUCUCCGCCGCUCUACUACUGCUCGGCACUGUCGUAGCGGAAGACGCAGGGCUCCAGAAGAAACAGGAAGGUGGCGAUCAGUGCCUAAACACGCAAGUGACGAACUGUCAGAAUGCACUGAACUCGAAGGAUAACGAAAGGUUCUGCGACGGCAACUGCGAGGAGGUGUUGGGAGAGUAUUACAAGUGCCAGGGAUUUGACACGUUCGUCAUACAACGAGACGAGGAGUGCGGCACUGCGGGGACCACCGUGGGAUCUGCUGUAUUAGUAUCGGCACUUCUGACCGCUCUGGUUGCUACCCUCAGUUAA